CACUGGUUCAUUUAUGUGACGUCAUUAUGGCCUGGUUGGGUUAGGUUUGCUUGGAAAUUUUUGUUAAAAUAUUGUUUAUUGUAUGUUGUGCUACUUAUUUUAGAUUAGUAAUAAAAAUACCUCAUAGAGUAGCAGUAAUCCUGGUGCCAAGAAGAGUUUGUUUCGACGACAUUUUCUGGCGAAAAUGAAUCGCCAUGAAGGAGUCAGCUGUGAUUCUUGUUUGAAAAAUAACUUUAGAGGACGAAGAUACAAGUGUUUGAUUUGCAUCGACUACGAUUUAUGCGCUGCAUGCUAUGAAUCUGGCGCCACAACAAAUCAACAUACAACAGAGCAUCCAAUGCAAUGUAUUCUCUCAAGAAGUGACUUUGACUUAUACUAUGGAGGUGAGGCAUUGGCCCUGGAACAGCCUCAAGCAUAUACUUGCCCGUACUGCAACCGCAUGGGUUUUACGGACACAGCCCUCAUGGAACAUGUCACUGCCGAGCAUGCCGACACCACUCUAGCUGUGGUUUGCCCAGUGUGCGCCUCAAUGCCCGGCGGAGAACCAAAUUUCGUGACCGAUGACUUUGCUGGACAUCUUACCCUGGAACAUAGGACCGGAGCUAGAGAUUUAAUAUCAUUUCUCGAUGAACCAAGCGGCAUCAGGCACGGGGGGAUGCGCCGCAUGCCGCACUCGGGCCGCGGCGUCAGCCGUCCGCGGCGCACCAAUAUGCAGUUCAGUACGAGCGGGGGCAUAGCGUCCCUGUCGCCGUCGUCGCGCGACGCGGUGGUGGACCCCAUCGCGGAGCUCCUGUCGCAGCUGUCGGGCGUGCGGCGCGGCCCUGGCCAGCCCGGCACGCCCAGCCAGCUGCAGCAACUGCAGAUGCAGCUCCAGUUGGAGAGACAACAGGCCACGGCGGCCCGGCAGCAGCUGGAGCGGCUCCCGCGGCGGGGCGCGGCGUCGUCGUCGGGCGCGGGCGCCGCGCAGCCGCCGCCGCAGCCCGCGCCCGCCGCCGCGCCCGCCAGCGACGACUCCGCCUUCCUGCUCGCGGGCUUCCUAGGAGUAACAAAUAACUACGCGGGCGAGGAGGCGGAAUCCCGCGCAGCAUUGGUGCGAGGGUUGGUGCUGGCGUCGCUCGGGCGGCCCGCCCCCGCGCCGCCCGCCGCGCCCGCGCCCGCCCCCGCCCCCGCGCCGCCCGCCCGCAGCCCCGCCGCGCCCGCCACCCCCGCCGCCCCCGCCGCGCCCGCCGACACCGCGCCGCCCGCCCCGCUGCGCGCCAAGCCGCAGCCGCGCACCAAGUCGCGGCGGUGACUGAUCUGUUGGGUCCGGCAGGGCGCGGACGGCGCGGUGUUCGCGGGCGCGGAGGACGUGUGCGCGCCCGUCCGCAAAUGAUGUCGGCCGGGGGCGGCGCGGCCACUGCCCGCCGCGCGCCACCACGCGGUAGAUGAAACUAUUUAAUGUUUACUCGUUAGAUAUUACGGUAGUCUAUGUAUUAUUUAUCCGAGGAGGCAGUGAUGUACAUACGCCGGUCUGACCGGACCGCGCCGAACUGGACUUGUCCUCGUUGUUUUUCGCUAACACUUAUUAGUGGACGCUUAUGUUUGUUUUGUUGGCUUUCCAAAUAUCAGUGUGAUUUCCUUUGUUGUAGUAAAUAAUAGCUAUGGAAUGUUUAAAGUAACUCGAUUGCAGUAAAUACAAAAUAAUGAUCGUCGAAUAGGCAAUUUUUUAAAUGAAUACUUAUGAGAGGAGUCCCAUCACGAAUGACCAAUUUCUUUUAUAAAAUUAAUUCCAGCUUGUUUCACCGAAUACUUAUAUAUCUUAGUGAUUAUUGACCAGUGGCAACUUUAGUAAAAUCACUUUAUUUAUAUUGUAUUUCGUAGGAACACCAUAAAAUUGUAAAUAAAACAUCAAGACUCUUCAGUUAAAUUUAAUUUAUAUACAAAUGCUACUUACCACAAAAUUUUCACUAGCUACUCAAAAUGCUUAUUAGUUUGAUUAUUAUACUCCAACAUUACAAAAUGUUUGUAUGUACCCUAAUUAAAUUCUAUAAUAUUAAAAUA
Messenger RNA from Amyelois transitella, 2040 nucleotides. RefSeq names its product E3 ubiquitin-protein ligase Kcmf1 (gene Kcmf1). The coding region runs from base 185 to 1291 and encodes 368 amino acids. Lineage: Eukaryota; Metazoa; Arthropoda; Insecta; Lepidoptera; Pyralidae. The transcript has 9 exons. Gene Ontology annotation, cellular component: plasma membrane. The record is from RefSeq and is a predicted model, not a curated record. Gene Ontology annotation, molecular function: zinc ion binding. Gene Ontology annotation, biological process: synaptic signaling.